Molecule: messenger RNA, 2556 nt
Organism: Penicillium longicatenatum
Lineage: Eukaryota; Fungi; Ascomycota; Eurotiomycetes; Eurotiales; Aspergillaceae
Exons: 5
Coding region: 1-2556 (851 amino acids)
Source: RefSeq, a predicted model, not a curated record
AUGGACUCAGACUCAGCAAGGAUCGAGCGCCUCAAAGCUGUUCAAAUGGCGGACCUCGGUACCGCGCGUCGGGAGUUCAUUUCGACUGCAGACAACCGCUCCAACUUUCCGCACAUUGGAUUGGAGGAGCUCGAGGCUCGUCGUGAAUCAAACAUCCCCGGAACCGAAGCCUUCAAAAAGGCCAAAGUCGAUAAGGCUGACCUAGACAGAUGGCAAAACUUGCACAAAACUGUUUGUGAUGAAGGCAGCAUUAAUACACAGCUUGAAGGAAUGAUGCAUGGGCAGAGUCACCGUGCACAGCUUAAUGAGAAUAUGCGUCAGCGACAGCAUCCUCCACACACCAUAUUUCAAUUCGGCGUGUCACAGCCGGUACCGCCGAAUAACUUCUCCAAUUUCGCAAAUCUGCCAGUCGCCAAUCAUCCAUAUCCCGCCACGUACCGUGGCCGCGGAGGAGGUGCCAUUGGUAAAAAGGGUCAUAGCAUUUUUACAUCUACAGUACCAACUGGCUUCCCAGCUCAGUCCGCACCCAUGCCCUCUAGAUUGGAUCCUGCCCUGGACAGCAAUAAUAUCACUGCUGCUUUACGUGGUGCCGGAAUCUAUAAAAGCAGAAAGCCUGCCUUUCCCUUGUUUGCGAAGAGGGGAUCAUCAUCGAAUCGUGGUGGGUUCAAAAAGCAUGUUAAACCCACUACACAAGAAUUUGACAGUAUCAAAUUUACCAGCGGCCCGCCCAUGAUGGCAACAAAGCCAAUACCGCCGGUGGCGAGCUUUAAAAUCGCAUCGCCGCAAGAAUUUCUGGCGCAAGCCCGGCCAUCGUCUUAUGCAUCGGAAUCUGCUACCGCACCUUCCAAGGUGCCUUCCCCCUUGAACUCCUCCGCACAGCCACGCAAGACAACUGGAACAGCCACGGCACUUGAUGUGAGGAACAAGGCUAAGAAGGCAGAUUUACACCUUGUCUCCCAGGCAGAUACCCCGACACCUUCUCCCCGUGCUCCAACCCAGAAAAACAUCGUACCACGCCCAAAGCGUGUGGAGACCCUGGCCAGGAAAGUGGAGGCAAUGGCGAGGGAAGCCAUGCCACUGCCGAAGAAGGUAGAAGUGACAUCUCCCAUGCUUCCAAUCAAAAUCUCCGUGAAAGCCAAUCUGCAAGACAGUGACAGCAAAAAGAAAGAGAGUCAGAGCACGGCUGGGGUUCUCCUCGACCUUGUCUCCACAGCUACAGCAACAGAAGAAGAUUCCCCGGCAACAUUCUCAAGCCCUAGCAUGACAGAAUUAUCAGGAAUUGAGUUUCCGAAAGAGAUCCUUGAUGCAAAUGUUGGGCCACCAAGUCCCAGUCCCGUUGGCCGGUCGGCAAAUGUUAAGACCAUUGCAACGAUGGUAGAUAAUGCUCUCUAUGCAAAGAGAUUGGGUGAGCUGCAGAAGAAAAUUGACAAGACAAUUUCAGAAAUGCAGAAAGAACUGCAGAAAGAAAUUGACGAGUCUGUUUCAGAGAUGCAGAAAGAACUUGCCGAAAAGCUUGGAUUUGGUGGAAAGUUUCAAGCUGGUUCCAUUUCACUUCAGAGCAUUUCCGUUCUGCCAUCUAUCCCCAAAGAUAAAGCCGCUGAAACACUCCUCGAAGUCAGCUCUUCCCACGCUGCAAAGAUCCAUGUUGCCUCCCCUUUGACCAACGUUGCUUUUCCUCUGCCUAAUGUUGCGCCUUCUUCGCUCAAUGAUGUCUCUCUACCCAGUAUUGCAUCUUUCUCCAAUCUUGCUACUGCCAAUGAGCCGACUACUCCUCCUGGGAAGAACUUCUCGGAGUAUCGCUCUCCUCCGCCAACAUCCUCCUCAGAAGAGUCCAAGGAAAGAUUCUACGAUGCCGCUGAGAUGAAUCAGUCGCCACGAAAAUCCGUUGGCACCGAGGGAAUCAAAGGAUUUGAGACGCUGAAGGUCUCUGAGACUUCUGCUCGGGUAGUUUACCGUGGACCAGUCCCGAUUUUCAAAGUUCCUGCGGUCUCGCAGAGUUCCUCUCAGUCCGCUCCCCCGAGAACACUGUCGGGAGGCGUGGAAAGUUCGAUCUACGCAAAGCCAAAGAUAGUUGGUCCUCUUCCUAUGGUCUUUGAAAAGCCUACGGGGGGACUGUCGUAUGAGCCCGUGGUUCUCCGUGACCUGAACCCUAUCAACAUGACGACGAAGCCCGUCGCCCCAACUGGGCUUCCGCAAUCCCGACUUGGCGCCAGUUCCUCCGCCAAUGUCCCCAAAGCGGUCUUUCCGCCGGCUAAGCCUGUUGCCACGGUUGUUCCUGCGCCUAAGAUCUGUGAAAAGCCUGCGAGAGGACUAUGGUAUGAGCCCGUGGCGAAGCCACACCCGCAAUUUCAACUGGCCUCCAGCUCCACCGCUAAUAAACCCACGAUGCUCUUCCCACCGGCCAAGCCCGUUGCCACAAUUGGGCCGGCGCCAUACCAGGCCAGCGCCGGUGCCUCCGCCAAUGCCCCCAAGGAAGUCACUCUGCCGAAGACAGCGGAGCCUAUUUCCCGGGUGAAAAUCCUGGGCCCGGCACCAUAUCAGCCGAAGCGAAAAUAA